Anopheles gambiae (African malaria mosquito) is the source of this 975-nucleotide messenger RNA. Its product is annotated as 30 kDa salivary gland allergen Aed a 3. NCBI's taxonomy places the organism in Eukaryota, Metazoa, Arthropoda, Insecta, Diptera, Culicidae. The transcript has 4 exons. The record is from RefSeq and is a predicted model, not a curated record. The coding region runs from base 136 to 894 and encodes 252 amino acids.
UAUCAAUACCGAUCGAUUGUAUGAUUCCACGAUCCCUGUGUGGUAUAAAAACGGCGCUGAAUAGCAGUAAAGAUCAUCACUUACAUUUGUUUUAUUCUCCACGGAGUCAGUGAAAUAACACCACAAACAAAAACGAUGAAGUUUCUACUGCUUGUGGCUAGUGUAUUAUGCCUUGUGCUAAUCGUAUCCGCCCGUCCGGCUGACGACACGUCUGAUCAAGAAUCAUCUACUGAGCUAAGCGAAGACGCUGGGGCAGAGGAGGGUGCAGAGGAUGCUGGUUCAGAUGCGGAAGCCGAUGCCGGUGCAGCUGACGGCGAAGAAGGAGCAACGGACACAGAGUCAGGGGCUGAGGGUGAUGAUAGUGAAAUGGACUCCGCUAUGAAAGAAGGCGAAGAAGGUGCAGGUAGCGAUGAUGCAGUGAGUGGAGCCGACGAUGAAACCGAAGAGUCAAAGGAUGACGCAGAAGAGGACAGCGAAGAGGGUGGCGAAGAGGGUGGCGAUGGCGCGAGUGGCGGUGAAGGAGGUGAAAAAGAGUCCCCCCGUAACACGUACCGUCAGGUGCACAAGCUGCUGAAGAAGAUCAUGAAGGUUGACACCAAGGACAAGUACCUGAAGUCGUUCGUUGUGGGCCGUCUGCAGGAACGUUUGAUGAACCCUACCAUCGAUCUGGUCAGCACUAUCGAAAAGUAUUCCAAGAUUAAGGAGUGCUUCAGCUCACUGGACAAGGACGUAUCAGCGAUGGUAAAGGAGUCCGAAAAGUCGUACGAAGAGUGUAGCAAGGAUAAGACCAACACUAGCUGCGGUACGGAAGGCACCCGGGAGCUGGACGAUGGACUCAUCGAGAGGGAGCAGGAACUGUCCGACUGUAUCGUUGACAAGCGCGAUGCAGAGUAGGAAACACACCGUUAACGACACACACGCGCGGCGUUGCCCCUUGGAAUCUUGCAAUAAAUAAAUGCAUCAUAUAAAAUGAAA